AUGAGCUUAGUCUUAUCUCCAACCACCAUCAAAGUCGUGUCAUUUCUGGCACCCACGCUAUCCCUCACAACCUCUGCGUCGAUCCUCGGCUACACAUUCUUCAUCUCCCCACUCAUCAUCUCAACGACCUCUGAUUCCGCUUCCAAGGGUCUUGCUCAGCUACGACCGUUCUUCGAAGGAGGCAAGUACAUUUUCCCUCCUUCUUCUGUAAUCUGUACCGCGCUAUGGUCGGUCCUGGCAUACUCGUCCCCACUCCAUCGAACUGCUUACUCUAUCGCCGCUGCUGGAGCUUUCGGUAUCCUCCCAUUCACGAGUCUCUAUAUGAUCCCCGUCACAAACAACAAGCUCUUGGACCUGGAUGAUGCUGCGAAGAGGGGAGACGUGACUGUAGACGCGAAGAAGGAGCAGGUACAAGCGCUCAUGGAGACAUUUGGCAAACAGAACCUUGUCCGAGGCGGCAUGUUUCUCGUUGGAGGAUUGGUGGGACUCUGGAGUCUAUUAGGUUGA
Molecule: messenger RNA, 507 nt
Organism: Kockovaella imperatae
Lineage: Eukaryota; Fungi; Basidiomycota; Tremellomycetes; Tremellales; Cuniculitremaceae
Exons: 1
Coding region: 1-507 (168 amino acids)
Source: RefSeq, a predicted model, not a curated record